Molecule: messenger RNA, 1058 nt
Organism: Nicotiana attenuata
Lineage: Eukaryota; Viridiplantae; Streptophyta; Magnoliopsida; Solanales; Solanaceae
Product: LOB domain-containing protein 1-like
Exons: 2
Coding region: 62-658 (198 amino acids)
Source: RefSeq, a predicted model, not a curated record
UCCCUACUACUCUCCUCUUUCUCUGCUUUAUUCCUUGCACGUAAACAUCUACAAAGAAAACAUGGAGUCAAGCAACAGAACAGUCACCACUACCAAAACACCGCUGUCUCCUUGCUCCGUGUCGCCGUCACGUAGCUCACCAUCUCCGCCGCGGGUGGUGGUCACACCUUGUGCUGCCUGUAAGAUAUUACGGCGGAGAUGCGCAGAGAAAUGUGUGUUGGCACCUUAUUUUCCUCCCAACGACCCCAUCAAAUUCACCACUGCUCAUCGUGUUUUCGGUGCAAGCAAUAUUAUCAAGUUCUUGCAGGAAUUGCCGGAAUCUCAAAGAGCAGAUGCAGUGAGCAGUAUGGUGUACGAGGCUAACGCUAGACUGAGGGAUCCAGUUUAUGGUUCUGCUGGUGCUAUUUUUCAACUUCAAAAGCAAGUGAAUGAGCUCCAAGCACAAUUAGCCAAAGCACAAGCUGAGGUUGUCAAUAUGCAGUGCCAACAAGCUAACCUCAUGGCCCUUCUUUACAUGGAAAUGGACCAAUCUACACCGGUAUCACCCGAACAAUCUUUGGACAAGUUAACCAGUACCACCUUCCAAAGUAGCAUGAGUUUCCUAGAUGAUCAGAACAACAAUUUUGGGUCAUUAUGGGAUCAGCCUCUCUGGACAUGAUUAGUUAAAAGGAAGAUAUAUAUGUUCGUCAGAAGAUCUACAAUUUUAAACUUGAUGGAUUCAACCUUUUAGUUCUUACCAUUGAAUUCAUUACACUUCUGAAAUUGUAGGUUCAGAAUUCAAUAUUUGUUAAAUUCUAGAAAUUUUCCACAAAUAUAUAGAAAAAAUACUGGACUCAGUUGAAUCUAGUAAACCAGGUUCCAUCUGGGCGCCUUUAAUUUGUUUCUGUUGUCAUAUGUAUGAGCCGAUUUUAAGUUCUCCUAGCAGAUUAUAGUGGAAAGAUAACAAAAUUGUAAUAUAAUAUGAACGAGAUCCUGAUUAGAUAUUAUAGAUGUGAGUCUGUGUACUGGUUAGAUUUUCUUUAUUUUGCUAAUGAUUUAGAUAAAGCAAAUCAAAUUUA